AGAGGAAGAGAAUAACGCAACGCAAAGCAGAGGGAGAGAAUGGCGAUGGCGAGGAGGAGGGUCCUAGCGCUCGCGUCCCAGCUCCUCCACCGGCGGCGUCUUCCCGACCCGCGCUUCCUCUCCUCGGCGGCCGCCGGCGCUCUCGACCGCCUCGGCUCGCCGCCUUUCGCGCGCUCGGCGGCGUCCCGGAACCCCGCUCCUCCUUCCCCAUGGGAUCGGUUCGGAGGGCAGAAGAGGACCAUGUUCAUCCAGACGCAGUCGACACCCAACCCGCAGUCGCUCAUGUUCCAUCCUGGGAAGCCGGUUAUGGAGGUUGGGAGCUCUGAUUUCCCUAAUGCUCGGACCGCGAUGACAUCUCCUUUGGCGAAGGCGCUAUUUGCGAUCGAGGGAGUUACCAGAGUAUUCUUUGGAUCUGAUUUUGUAACUGUGACGAAAUCAGACGAAACUUCUUGGGAUUAUCUUAAGCCUGAGGUCUUCGCUGCAAUAAUGGAUUUCUACUCAUCUGGGCAGCCACUCUUUCUGGACGCAAAUACCGCAGCUGCUAAGGACACAGCAAUUCAUGAGGAUGAUUCAGAAAUAGUUGCGAUGAUAAAAGAAUUGCUGGAGACUCGCAUUCGGCCAGCUGUUCAAGAUGAUGGUGGUGACAUUGAAUACCGAGGAUUUGAUCCAGAAACAGGGAUCGUGAAGCUGCAAAUGCAAGGUGCCUGCAGCGGCUGUCCGAGUUCAGCAGUCACGUUGAAAUCUGGCAUAGAGAACAUGCUCAUGCAUUAUGUGCCAGAGGUGAAAGGAGUAGAGCAGGAGUUUGACGGUGAUGAAGAAGCUGAAUUGGCUACCCAGACGGAAUGAGUACGACCCUGUCACAUGUUCAGAGAAACCAUGUUACGGAUGAAAUGUCUGGGAGAAUCUGAACCCUCACCCGAAACCACAUAUUAUCACUGUAUUUUGUGACAUAAAUCAGGGCUAGCCUGAAGUUUUUGCGAUGAUUAGCUGGUUGUAAUUUUGAUCAUAUAUGUAUGCAAGACGCAGACUGUAAUACAUGGUAGGGAGGCAACAGUAGCCUAAACCAGCAUAUCUGCUGCACUAGGGUUGAAUAAAGUGAUAGUUGAUUGAUC
This is a messenger RNA of Lolium perenne, 1112 nucleotides long. RefSeq names its product nifU-like protein 4, mitochondrial. Gene Ontology annotation, cellular component: mitochondrion. Gene Ontology annotation, biological process: iron-sulfur cluster assembly. Lineage: Eukaryota; Viridiplantae; Streptophyta; Magnoliopsida; Poales; Poaceae. The record is from RefSeq and is a predicted model, not a curated record. Gene Ontology annotation, molecular function: iron-sulfur cluster binding; iron ion binding.